CAAAGAUCAAAUGUGUUAACAAUCCAUGAAUACAGUAAGAAAAUAGACGAAGAGCUCCGCCCAUUUUGUAUAAUUUGCACGCUCCUCUGAUAUCUGGUGGUACUGGUGAGGUACAUGCAUAACAGCAACCGGGUCCCCUGCGGCUCUGGCUUGCAUUUGAUCGGAUUUCCGUCGGUCGUGGUUUGUGUUCAGACUUGGGCUUUCAAAGUGACGUGAGCUGAAUGAUACAGCAAACAUUCACUUCUAUCGCUCUAGGAUUGCAUGGUGUUGGCCUGAUCCCUGCCCCUAUGCCUCUCUGUAGAGGUCACAUGAUAAAGCUCGUUGCCUGUGAUUGAUAGCGAGAGGAGAGAAAGAGAGAAGUAGAAGAAGCGGUAUUGUUCUACGAACUUCACAGUCUGUCGAGAGACAGGAUUGCUUGCGCCGCCAAGUAAUUACACCGCUUGAUAAUGGUUCUCACCUAUACCCACACAUCAUGAAACAAAAGAAUACGACGAUGAUGAGUUGGUAGAAGGAAGAAGAUGCACUACAUUGUGAUGUCAUAGAAUACCUGGAUUACCAUAGCAACUCCUCAUUCCCAUUCCAUCUCUAUAUAAAAAUGAGGGCUCUUAGAAUAUUGACACCCAAUCUCCUAAAGUCAUCUCAUUCAGUCACCAGGAUGUUUCACCUUCUCCUCCUGGUCUGUUUUAUGGGCGGGGCUGGCUCUGUCUCCAUCACCGUGGGAACAUACAACAUCUGGAAUGUCAUGUUCAACUGGGAUGUACGCAAGCACCAUAUUGCAGAAAUGAUCAGAGCCUCAAACCUUGAUGUGAUUGGUUUCCAAGAGGUGAGGGCAGAUCAAGACCCGAGCUUCCCCAGUCGGCGACGUCAAACCCAGGUCGAUGAACUCCAGGAGCUCUUGCUGCCCGAAUACAAGUGGUCUACAUUCCAGCUUGGUCAUGACAUGCAUUCACCAAGAGAUGGCGCUGCUAAGGAAUGGCAGCAUGAAGGUCUAGCCCUCCUGAGCAGGCACCCAAUCCUCAAGUCUCAGAAGCAGGACCUGUCCCACCACUCAAGGACAGACAAGGUCAAAAGAAAGGUCCUUCAUGUCACCUUGAUGGUCAGUGGGUAUGAGGUUGUCAUCUCUGUGGUCCACUUUUCUUAUGACAAAUGGCAACAGUGCAACAAUGUGGCUGAGGUCAUGGAAUAUAUCAGAGACGCAAAGCCCAAGUACUCCAUCCUCCUUGGUGAUUUUAACACCUACAAUGAUUACGAAGGUCCCCUGGAGGGGCUGCACAUGGGCUACUUUUCCUCGCAGAAUAAGUGCCCCAAGUAUGCCAAAUCCAAGAACCCAACGGUGGAGUCUGAACUCACAGCUUACGAUGAUGCCUGGAAGGUCAUGCACUAUGGGGACAAUGGUUUCACUUUCAGUAACAUGCCAUCGCCGGGCUUUCUGAGCAGGCCAGACAGAAUUCUUGCCAGCAAUCGCUUCUUUAAAGUCAUCUCUGCAGACAUCAAAGGCUAUGGCAACAUCUAUGCACAAAAAUAUCAAAGAUACAUAACUUUUGCAAGAAGGAAAGCUAUAAUAGAGGCAGGCAGGCGGACAUAUUCUGGAGAGCCUGGUGGGGAUUGCUUGCAUGACUGUGGGCCAAAUGGUGUGUGCCAGUGUGGUGUGUGUGUAAGGGGCAGAGACAGAGAACCUUGUUCAGUUCCGCACUGUACGGCAUGCAGCGCAGACUUAUACAGACGCUAUUGUAUUUUGAGGAUCAUUUUUGGAGCUUUUACCUUCCAACUCUUUGUUGGUUUAAUCCAGACAGUACUUGCCAUAACUCAAGGUGGCAAUGUGCAUAGACAUAAAUCUCUGGCACGCCUUUGCCAAGUUCCCCUCGUCGUUGCCCCGUCGUGGAGACACGUGCGCCACUUCCAUCUGGCCUCAUCGAUACGUACCAUCUUGAGUUCAUGUCGUAACCUAGCUCUCGUCAAUCUCUCAAUCAGCCUUCUAGGGAUGUUGUCUCUUGCGAUGUUGUCACAGUCCUGGUUUGAAGAACCUUUGCAGCUCUUGGAAAGUCCGCUUCUAGAAGAGUUCAAUCCAUCUGAUCACCUCUUGGUCAUUGCAGAAUUGAGAUUUCUCUAGAGAGUAUUAAUCAUAGAUUUUAUAUAUUUCAUUCUUUCAGUUGAAAUUUUCAGGGUGUUAUCUAUUUUUGUGUAAUAGAUCAGAGAGAUGGAUGAUUAAAUUAAUGAUCUCUCAUAUAUAUUAUUUCUCUCAUGUAUUAUUUGAUGGGAAGUUGUAAGUUGGAUCACAAAAGCUAUUGCCUCCAAAGAAGGAAUCAUGAUUUAAUAAUAGUCAUGCAAACCCAAAUUGUCAUACAAGUGCAUGCCUCUCUGAAACUGCCUUAGUGAAUCUGACUAUUUUCCUUCCUCUCUGUACUUUUCCCUUUUUGUAAUAAAAAGAAUAUUUUGCCAAUUUUCUAUCAUCUCAUUUCUGGUGCUAUAUGACAAGUUUUAUGUUGUGCUUGCCUUGGAAAAUAAUUUCCUUGCAUAUUAACCACUUUUGUAUCACUGAGAAGGCCUUUGUCUACAUAUUGAAUUGUUAAUUUGAUAAAUGAUCUGUUCAGCCAUCUUGCUUAUUAGUUUAAGAAUUAUGUUA
Messenger RNA from Lytechinus variegatus (green sea urchin), 2623 nucleotides. RefSeq lists its product as uncharacterized. Bases 596 to 2110 code for a protein of 504 amino acids. The record is from RefSeq and is a predicted model, not a curated record. Gene Ontology annotation, cellular component: endoplasmic reticulum. Gene Ontology annotation, biological process: GPI anchor biosynthetic process. Gene Ontology annotation, molecular function: catalytic activity. NCBI's taxonomy places the organism in Eukaryota, Metazoa, Echinodermata, Echinoidea, Temnopleuroida, Toxopneustidae. The transcript has 7 exons.